Messenger RNA from Protopolystoma xenopodis, 684 nucleotides. The record is from the annotation of a GenBank genome assembly. Lineage: Eukaryota; Metazoa; Platyhelminthes; Monogenea; Polystomatidea; Polystomatidae.
AUGUUGUCAGAGCUGAUCUCCUACAAACCGUUGACCUACGCCUUCGGGACCCGGCAUCCUGAGCUCAUGAGCACGCUUCAGGAUCACGCUGCCGGCUUCACUUUGAUGGGCGAUUCUGUCGCUGAGGCGGCCCGGCCGGUUGACAACCAGACCAUGAAGCUCGGCUUGAUUCGCUCGGGAAACUGGAGUCUGUCCAAUUCGGGUCUGGAGUAUCAGUACCCCAAUUGGGCGAACCAAUUGGGCUGGCUGAUUGUGGCCAGCACCACGGCGAUGGUGGUCGUUGGAGCUGGAUUUGUUUGCCUUUACUACGCCAAAACGAAAAGGGUGAGUCGAUUUGUGGUACAUCUCGUCAGCACUAAAGUAUCCAAGUUGAAGGAUCUGCUGGCAAAAGAAGCAGUCGCACAUCCAAGACAGCCGAAUCACGAGUCCGUCGGACCGAUUUCUUCAGACGGAAGUAAAAGUCUUCUCUGUGAAAUCAUCAUAUUCCCUUGCAUGACCACUAAAGUAUCCAAGUUGAAGAAUCUGCUGGCAAAAGAAGCAGUCGCACCUCCAAGACAGCCGAAUCACGAGUCCGUCGGACCGAUUUCUUCAGACGGAAUUAAAAGUCUUCUCCGUGAAAUCAUCAUAUUCCCUUGCAUGACGUCAGUUCUUGAGCCCUCACAAUCCACAGAAUCAUCGUCCUAG